UCAUCAUUUGACCACCAACUCAACUGCCAAUCAGCAACCAUGGUCGGUGCUAAUUACAUGGGUGGAAAAAGGUUUGACUGGACCUGCUACCCACAUUAUCAGAGUUAAAGCACGACGCCUAGAAAUGCAGUACGUGCGAAGACAAAAGACGCGGCUGGCCGUGCACAAAAACGCACUUUGUAAAACAACGUCUAGCGAAUGCUCUAGGACACCGUAGUCCUGGGGAUCGUCGUAAUUCCGGUCCAUUGCGUUCAGCUUCUUUGUUGUCCGAGAUAUCUCUCGCCCACGCACCCCAUAACACUAGAAGGUCUCCACAUGUCCCCCUCAAUCAGUAUUAUACGUUAUCUUCUGAUAACGAGAAUGGCCGAAAACGACCAUCCAAAGUACUCUCUGCAUUGGAUACGUCGGAUCGUAUGCUUCUGUGUUUCCGAAUCCUUGUCGGCGCUAAGGAUCUGUUGUGUUAGACAUGUCGAUCCGAGCUGCUAUCGAUCGGAUACUUCAACUACCAGAUCUAGUUGGUGCUCAAGCGGUUACUCACAAGGACACAGUGCCCUGCGGGGGCGCGAGAACGGCCAACGACAGUUCUGAUGAAUAUGGAACUAACGACCAAGAUUCUCCUUUUGAUACCGAGCAUUUACAGCGACCAGAAAACAAUAAUACAGACGAGGGGAUGGCUUCCCGGAAUUUCCGUGACAGGCCUCUCUGUGCCCAAAGUAAUCAGUUCUCGCCCCUUCCUCGGUCUUCUCCCUUCACCACCGAUUCUUCCUUUAUGGAUGUUGAUCGCGACAUGAUCUUGGAGUUCGAGUCUUCACCAAGGCCUCCCCCUAGUCCUAUAACCGAAUGGUCUAACGAGCAGUCCAUGAUGUUUGGCCACUACUUCCCGGCAACACAACACAUGCACCCAUCGAAGGAUUCGGGGCACGGUCAGACUUGGGGCACUUUCAGCCCUUAUCUCUUUUCUGGAAGUAAGAUCCACUCAAGUCCUGAGUUGUCGCUUUCCUUCCUUUCACAUCAGCCUACGUUCCGAGGACUGGAAUUUUCCGACAGCCCUGACCGGGUACGUUGUAUUCAUGAGACGCAGCCUGUAAAGGACAAUUCAGAUAUUGUCCCUAUGACUCACCUGCCGCUUGACUUCCUUUCCGAUCCGGAUCCCUGGGCAACUAUUGGAAGGAUUCUGCAAGUGGAACGUUUGAAGGUUGCAUCGACGGAAGGCGUUGGUUACUCCGUGAAAACCGGGAGAGAUGUCACCAGCAGCAUGUUCACUGGUGCAGAAACGGCGGUCGGGUCUAAUCAGACUGCAUCGCGGUUUGGUUCAGUUCACAAGCCUCUUGAGGAUGCCUUGGCGCACGAUCUGAACACAUUCGAUGAUGACGUCAAGCUAUCCUCGCGGUUGCGAAGUGGCCUCCCUAUCUGGAAAAAAAUGGGCCACUGAAGGAGAUGGGGCACGAAUGAUGGGAGGUCACUUGCUGACCGAACUGGAAUGCCGGACAUCCGAUGCCUUUCCAGAGAAAAACGCAGCUAUGGUUUACGACGGACCAUGUUUAUUUGGUGAUUCUGACUCUGAAGACGAUUAACUUCACAUCAUUACUUGCUUAUAUGAAGUAUCGUUUGUAGUACAUGUACUGCGUGGCUGCAAUUGUUUGGCACCUCAGC
Messenger RNA from Pisolithus orientalis, 1653 nucleotides. RefSeq lists its product as uncharacterized. Lineage: Eukaryota; Fungi; Basidiomycota; Agaricomycetes; Boletales; Pisolithaceae. Bases 467 to 1432 code for a protein of 321 amino acids. The record is from RefSeq and is a predicted model, not a curated record. The transcript is spliced from 7 exons.